Molecule: messenger RNA, 801 nt
Organism: Vespula vulgaris
Lineage: Eukaryota; Metazoa; Arthropoda; Insecta; Hymenoptera; Vespidae
Gene: Npc2b
Product: NPC intracellular cholesterol transporter 2 homolog a
Exons: 4
Coding region: 155-622 (155 amino acids)
Biological process (GO): intracellular cholesterol transport
Molecular function (GO): sterol binding
Source: RefSeq, a predicted model, not a curated record
AAAGGACGAGCUUCGAUACCACGUUAUGUGAACUCGGUGUUCCGCUCAGUCGACAGCCGGACUUGGCCCUGAUUGGAUCCAACCACAGUAAUCUUCGCUACCAUACUUCUCCGUUUCCGUAGAUAAUUAUCAAGACGGUUCACUUUCACUCGACAUGCUGAGGGAAACGUUGUUCGUUUUCGCGGCUCUCGUCGUCUUUCUUGUCUCCGCAACACAGGUUAAUCAAUGUAACGAUAUACCUUUCGAGGAUGAAAAUCAGGUGAAAAUAUCUGGCUGCGACUCGCCACCGUGUAAUUUAAAAAAGAAAACUCGAGUUAGCAUAGAACAAACUUUUGUAGCUGAAAAUGAUGCUAAUGAAUUGUUAACAUCUGUUCAUGCUACGUUACUUGGUAUCGAUUUGCCCUUCAUAGGCGUAGAUGGUACGAAUGCGUGCGAUAAUAUUUAUGAUGUCAAUAAUAACAAAGUUGGAUGUCCUGUGAAGAAAGGUACAACGUAUAUCUACAAAACUGAUUUUCCCAUAUUGGAAAUAUAUCCAAAGGUAAAUUUAAUUGUGUACUACGCCCUACGAAAUGGAAAUGAUAUUAUUACUUGCUUCAAAGUACCAGCGAAAAUUACUGGCUAAAAUAUCUAUUUCUGUUUAAAACCUAUAGCAUAAGUCGUUGAGAAGGACGAAGGUUAAAUGUUUCAAUUCGUCUCGAUGAUUCGCCUUGUCUCUUGCCUGCGAGCAUGUUUUAGGGAUAUAAAAUAUAUAUAGAUACAUGCAUAUAAAAUAUAAUAAAACUUUUGCGCAAUGUUUUCGUA